GCAAAUAGGCAUGUAAAAAGAUUCAAUUUUUAUCUAUUCAAUUGGGACCAUUUUUUUGUGCAUUGGCAAGCUUCUCUCCAUGAACCUUAUUUGCAUCCAAAUCCCCAUUUUAUGGAUAAACUAAGCAAAUAAGAGGUCAUAAGUAUAUAAUUAAAAAAUUCCAUAUGUGAGAUUGAAGAAUAUUGACUGAUACAAAUCACCUAAAGACAAAUUUGAAUUCAAUCACUCAAGUAAUGUAGUUUUACUCUUAUUCUAAUUCUUGCAAUUCAAGCUCAGAAUAUGUUCUUAAUAUUGGCUAACUACCUUUGACUAAUAAACUUGAGGCUCUUGUGUUGCAAUAUAUAAGUAUGUAAUGUUUAUUAAAGCAACUCAAUUGAGUAGUCAUUCCACCACUUCUUUUAUUAUUGAUUUCAUUCAGGUGAAAAGCUACUGUCUUGGUUGGCUAUAUGAAAUAGCAGAAAGGGAAUGGAAAAAAAAAACUUUAUUGCUGCUUUUUGUAAUUUUUUAUAAUGUUGAUGAGAUUUAGAGGGGGGAAAUUGGCAUGUGAAUUAGACUGGUGAGCUCAGAUAUUGGCACAUGGCAUCUCUCAUUCCCAUGGUGUGUUGAUGUUUUUAAGAGAAUCAGUUGCAGAGAAGGACCACUGAUUAGUGUUGGGGAAACACAACAAGGUUUGUUUUUAAUUACACAAACAGUGGGAAAAGGUCUUAGAAAAUGGUGAGCCUUUCAACCCUGGAAAGAGCCUUGCAGUUUACCAAAUUUGUAUCAGUCAUACAUUAGUUUUAUAAGCAUUUCUACUCUGUGGAAACAAAAAACCUAUACCCCUUUUUGUCAGAACCAAGAAACCAGUUCAUCUACACCUGUUUCUUCAUAUUUAUUGCACUCCAAAUCUAGUCCUUUUUCUUUAUGCCUCUCUCUCCCUCCCUCUUCUGAAGCCUCAGCAAGAAUUGGCUGAGUUUUCAUUCUACUGUUGUAAAAAAGCAAUCUUUUCUUUUCUUAUCCACUCCCUUUUGACAUCUCUCCUCCAAAAAAGAUGGCUUGUUGUCUCUAUUCUUUGCAAUGCUCAAGAGCCUGGCUAGCACUUCUUGUUCCAAUAUGUGCAGUGCUGUCAUCAUCUAGCCAUGGAUCUUUCUUGAUCCCAAUCAUCUUCAUCUUUCUCUUCACACUCUCCAAAAGAAAACCCCAAUUCCAUCAAGAAAAGCAGCAGCCUACAUUGCAAGAAGAGGUGGUGUUGAUGGGAUCACAAGAUUUGUACUCAGAGAGUGAGAGCAUGGAACAGUUCUCAUCAAGUGAGGAUCACUCAUCUGACAUGGAGCAGAGGCUGGACUGCUCGGACGGAUCGAUAUCGGACGAGGAGAGCCUCAUUGAGAUAGAAAUCCCAAGUGGGCAGUUUGUGUGGAAUGGCAAUAAUGUGAAGUGCUGCAAAGAGUUUCAUAAGGAUUUCUGGGGAGAGAUGAAUGAGUUCAAUGAGGAGGAUGACAACUUGAUUGAGAUUGACAUCAAGAUGGGAUUCAUAAAGUGUUGAAGGAUCAAGCAAGGGGAAGGAACUCAGAUAUGUAUAUAACUCAACUUGUGUUUUUGAUCCAAUUUGGAUUUGUUUGAGCUUUGGUCAUUAGUUGAGGUGGUUGUUGUCUAAGGUUCAGAGAGAGGGGGAUGGGGAGUAGUGGGUAACAGCAUGAGUGGUUUUGCUGUUUGUUUACCAAAGUGUGCAACUUUGAUCUUUUUUUUAAAAAAAUUUUUUUAUUUCAACCA
This is a messenger RNA of Salvia splendens (bonfire salvia), 1749 nucleotides long. RefSeq lists its product as uncharacterized. Lineage: Eukaryota; Viridiplantae; Streptophyta; Magnoliopsida; Lamiales; Lamiaceae. The record is from RefSeq and is a predicted model, not a curated record. The coding region runs from base 1031 to 1522 and encodes 163 amino acids. The transcript has a single exon.